Molecule: messenger RNA, 2567 nt
Organism: Austrofundulus limnaeus
Lineage: Eukaryota; Metazoa; Chordata; Actinopteri; Cyprinodontiformes; Rivulidae
Gene: foxo1a
Product: forkhead box O1 a
Exons: 4
Coding region: 551-2500 (649 amino acids)
Biological process (GO): regulation of transcription by RNA polymerase II
Cellular component (GO): nucleus
Molecular function (GO): DNA-binding transcription factor activity, RNA polymerase II-specific; RNA polymerase II cis-regulatory region sequence-specific DNA binding
Source: RefSeq, a predicted model, not a curated record
UACAAUUUAUUUGGACAUGCAUUAUACAAAGUGAAAUAUUUUCUUAUAUAUUUUUCAACCUAUAAUAUGAUAAUCUUGUACUUGUAAUUUAAAAAUUAAGCGUCAAUGAUCCACGUUGAGAAUUGCACUUGCGGCUCUCAGUCUUGCUCAGGAUGAAAACAAAACAUUUUUUUUCCGCCUUACAAAUGUUUUGACGUCAUUCAUUGGUUAUUUUGGUCUGUCAGUCAAAUGUGGGCGGAGUCAUCCGACAAACGAGACUUCCAGUAAAGUCCCCCCUCUCACAUGCCGCUCAACGCAGAGUCAACAGGCUGGACGGGACGCGGACGGAACACCGUAACAACUGGAUAACAUCAACAAACCAGCUGUUCGGCAGUAGUUUUUUACUACUUCAACAACUUUACUCUCUUUUAAAGACCAUUAGAAGCUCAGUUUUAUAAGGGUUUUGACAGGUUUGUGCCGGCUUGGGAUGUGACAGUCAGAGGAGGGUUUUUUGAGCUCAGGCGGAGCACUCCUCCUCCUCCUCCUCCUCCUCUCCCGUCCCCUCUCGACCAUGGCGGAAGCGGCCCAGCAGCAGCAGCAGCCACACCUGGUGGAUAUCGACCCGGAUUUCGAGCCCCUGUCGCGGCCCCGCUCGUGCACCUGGCCGCUGCCCCGGCCGGAGUUCGUGAACCCGGGCGACUCCAACACCUCCUCGCCGGUGCCCUCCGUGAAGCAGGAGCCCGGCGGCAACUCGGAGUUCAUCAACAGCCUGAGCCUGCUGGAGGAGAAACCCGUCCUCCUGUGCGGCGAGUUCCAGUGCCAGGAGAACUGCGUCCACCAGCAAGCUCCACAGCAUCACCACCAGCAACAUCACCCGCAUCAGCAGCAGCAGCAGCAGCAGCAGCAGGUGCCUCUUCUCUCCACACCGGUCGGCUCGUCGCCUUCGGCCGCCGCGGCCGCUGCAGCCGCCGCUGCCCAGAGGAAGAGCAGCUCCUCCCGGCGGAACGCCUGGGGGAACAUGUCGUAUGCAGACCUCAUAACCAAAGCUAUCGAGAGCUCUCCAGAGAGCAGGCUAACUUUAUCCCAGAUUUAUGACUGGAUGGUGAAGAGCGUGCCUUACUUCAAGGACAAGGGAGACAGCAACAGUUCCGCGGGCUGGAAGAACUCCAUUAGACACAACCUGUCCUUGCACAGCCGAUUUGUCCGGGUCCAGAACGAGGGGACGGGGAAGAGCUCGUGGUGGAUGCUGAACCCGGAGGGCGGGAAGAGUGGAAAGUCCCCACGACGCAGGGCGGCCUCCAUGGACAACAACAGCAAGUUCACAAAGAGCAGAGGGAGAGCAGCAAAGAAAAAAUUGACGGUGCAGGGUGGUCCUGACGGAGGUGCAGACAGCCCAGGCUCCUAUUCCAAGUGGCCCGGCAGCCCCAACUCCCACAGCAACGAUGACUACGAUGCCUGGAGCAGCUUCAGGCCUCGGACCAGCUCCAACGCCAGCACUUUGAGCGGCCGCCUUUCACCCUUCGUGCCCGAGGAUGACCUGGGAGAAGCCGAAGUGCACAUGGGGUACCCAGGGGCUCCGGGACCCAAAAUGACAGCCACGCUGCCCAGCCUCACGGAAAUGACGGGACACAGCUCCGAGAACGUCAUGGAGAACCUCCUGGACAACCUGAACUUGCUGUCACCCAACAACUCUCAGGUUGGAGGAGGGGCGACGACUCCCGGCUCCUCCCAGUCCUCCCCCUCACCCAUGAUGCAGCCGAGCCCCGGGUACCCAACCUACAGCUCCCCUGCCAUGGGCUCACAGUCCCAGCAGGACUACCACAAGUGCGUCUACGGCCAAGCUGGAAUGAACGCCCUGCCGUCCAUGCCACUGCAGACUCUGUCAGAGAGCAAGCCCAGCUUUGGACCCGGCAUGGGUCAGUACAGCUGCCCCGCGGGGCUCCUGAAGGAGCUGCUGACAUCUGAUAGCGACCAGCACGGAGAACUCAUCCCAUCAGUGGACACGGUGACCUCUCAGUCCAUGCUGCCACCGUACAACAGCAGCCAGCAUGCAGCCAAGCUCAUGGCGAUAGGGACCAGCCACCCACACGGUCUUUCUCACCCGCACCCCCACAACGUGCACAGCCAGGCCUCGGCCACGUCACCAGCUAUGAAUGGCCGCCUGCUCAUGUCCCUGAACUACAGCGGGGGCUCCAUGCGUUUGCCUGCAGCCAAAAGCCCCAUGCAGGUGCCUUACGGCCUCCCGGGCCACCUCAGCGGGGGCGGCAUGCCCGGCAGCUUCUGUCCCCUUAACACCAACGGGUACGGCCGAGCGGGCCUGUCAGCGCCCCCGCACGCAGAGAAACUCCCCAGUGACCUGGACGACAUGUCCAUCGAGAAGUUUGAGUUCGACAUGGAGACGGUCCUCCACGACACUCUCAUGGACGGGGACUCGCUGGACUUCAACUUCGAGCCGGUCAUGACCCAACAAAGCUUCUCACAUGGGGUGAAGACCACCACACACAGCUGGGUUUCUGGGUAGAAAGUAAAGCAAACAAAAGUUUUAUUCUCUUAACUUAUUGUUUGCUGUUGGAUAAAACAAAAAAAAA